This is a messenger RNA of Amphimedon queenslandica, 1145 nucleotides long. RefSeq lists its product as uncharacterized. NCBI's taxonomy places the organism in Eukaryota, Metazoa, Porifera, Demospongiae, Haplosclerida, Niphatidae. Gene Ontology annotation, molecular function: protein binding. The annotation marks the transcript as partial. The transcript has 5 exons. The record is from RefSeq and is a predicted model, not a curated record. Gene Ontology annotation, biological process: signal transduction.
AGUUUUCAUCUGUCUCCAAGCGAUCUCCAAUGACUUCUGUUCCUUCUCCUCCUGAGCUGGAAAUUAAUGAUCUUGUUGAGGUACUUCAGUUACUUAGGAGACAUGGUUAUUCAGGAGUCAAAUGUUUUGAUCUUGGUCUUUAUCUUGGUCUAUCUCCUACUACACUGGAUGUCAUCAUGCUAAAUCAUAAAGGAGAUAUUGAGAGCUGCCUUCGUGAGUGUCUCGCUAAAUGGUUAGAGAAAGCUGAUAAAGUACAGGAGACUAAAGGUGGUCCUAGUAUCUAUUCAUUGGUAUCAGCAUUGAGGAAAAUAGGAAUGAACGGAGUAGCUGAUAAAAUAGAUAUGGACAGGCAUCCUGCUUGUAAAAUUCUAGCCCGUUAUACUUCAAAACGAUCUCUUGUGUCUGCUCUAUCUCAGUUGGUUAUAGUUUUGUAUGCAGCAGAACUGAUAAAAGAGAUGACCCUCCCAGCCAAAAAAAAAGGAAGAGCACUGCUUAUUCAAAUAAAAGAAGCUGUUUGUAAAGACUUAAACAAACUUGAAUCAUUUGCUAAAAUUUUAAGUGGCAACGCAACCACUGCUGAGAUAGGAAAUACUAUUAUGAAAGCCUACAGAGAACUUGAUCAUUUAAUUGAAGGCAAUGUAUUAGAGGAAGGCGGGUUGAAAAUUUAUCUUCCUACAAGUGUUACUAAAGAGUUUAAGAUGCUGCGAUUGAAGUUAGGGCAAACACUUUUCAAAGUUGGAUCAAUCAUGAUGAGAAACCCUCAGGCUCCACAUAUUGAUAAUAUCAAAUAUGUACUGGGUGCAUAUGACAAAGCAUUAAGGCCUCAGUUAGCCCAGUGUAAAGAUGUCCAUGAAAUUCUACAAUUAGCUGGAGAUAACAGUUCACUUGAUGACAUUAGUUUGCUGGAGUUUUUCAUUGAUGAGUUUAAUAUAGAGGAGGCAAAGGUAGUCAUUCAGGAAUAUAAAGAAGCUAUUGAAGUGUUAAAGGAAAAUAAACUUAGUCAAUGUUUAAAUGAGCAAUUUUCAAGAGCUUCACCAUUUGAAUAUGAAAGAAUCACCAUUGUCAUUGAUAAAGAUGCUAAUGAAGUAAUACUGAGAGAUGUCAGGAGAUUGUCAUCAGCUGUAUUUGAGGAUUUAUUAAAGCAC